CGUUCGUGUCGUUUCGUGGUUGGAAGAUUGCCGGUAGGCAGAGCGUUUGUUGUUAUCAUCGUGUUCCGUCUUGCAGAUUAUUGCUGCUAUGUCGUGUGUGGCUCUUGUUUGCUGCAAUCCAUCUUUUCUGUUGCAGUCUGGAAGAUUUGACCGCGAUUCUACCUGAGCUGAGCUGUGUGCUGGCAGUGUGAAUUCCUUUUUGGCCUCUUGACGCCCCACGGGACGGGACUGGUGAUCGUUUGGGUUUUCGGUUUGGAUGUGUGCGUGUUUCCUGGAUCUUAUCAAAGAGACCAUCAUCGGGUGAUCUCGAGGGAGUUCGUGAUCGCGUUGUUAUGCUGCUGCUUUAUGUUGUGAUUCGCUGCAUCCCGGGUUUCUUGUAGUGAUCGCGGAGGGUAGAGAUCAAAUUUGAAGGCGGAGAACGUUCGUCUCUGUUUUAUGCUUGCACACGUACACCUGUGCUAAAGCACACUUACACUGUGUUCGAGUGAGUUUGAUGGGAAUCGAAGAAGCGGCGAAGAUUGCGAAGUGCAACUCCGGGAAGAUUCGAGCCAAGGUUGCUUGGAAGAUCACUCGAUCGACGGCGAAGAAAUAAUCGUCCAAGUUGAGCGUCCGCCGGCAGUUCCAGAGAAGACCCCGAACCCAAAGUGAACGCUCGGUGGUAAUGAAAGUGAUAGACCGCAUAGAAAAUUGAAGCUGCGGCGAAAAAGAGUUACUUGUGCGUGAAGAGUGAGGUUUUAAUUGAGAUUUAUUGCAGCAGUAUAAGGGGGAAACCCCUCUGGGUUUAUUAGAAGAGAAGGAAAGGAGUUGGAAAAAAGAGUAUCGGUAAUCGUCGUCGUGGGGGCAACUGGUAGUGAAAAGUGCUUUGAAGUGUUUAUUUUAUCGACCUCCAAGGGGGGGUUGGCCUAAGCUCAUCAUAUAUUGUUGUUGUGUCUCAUAAACAAGCCUCAAAGUGUCGCUCAAGGAGCGCGGCAGUAUCGGUGGCAAGAUGGCACCCGGCAAUGUGCCCGGUGAGUCCAAUUCCGGACCGCCGAGCCGAACGCCAUCGAUCAUGGAUAGUCCAACGUUGGCUCGGGUCGAGCGGGCCCGACUCAGGCAGGAAGCGGCUAGUGCUGGGGGAUCUCCUGGGCUUGGAGGAGCGACCGGAAGCAGCCAGCGAGAGGACAGCUUGGAGCGGGUGUUGUUGGAUCCUAAGAAAUCCCUGCUAAUUGGACGUAUUCCGGUGGCCCAAAUGACAGGACCAAUCAAAAGAGGCCUUCUGUGGCAGCAAAGGGACCGACUUUUUUCCCGCUGGAAGGAACGAUACUUCAUCCUGACGCGUGAUUAUCUCAAUUGUUUCAAGCGAGCAUCGGGCUCAGCAUCGGAAAAAAUCUCGGAUAUGGGACAAUUCAUUUUCAAAAUCAAACUGGUGGACGUAGAAAAGGUCGAAUGGCUGAACCGUCGCUCUUAUAGCGCAAUCGGCUUGCUUCUCGGCGCCCGGGAAGGUCGUGUUUUAUUGCGCUGCGAUCAAGGACUGGAAGAUUGGUUCGAGCUGCUGGAGGAGUGUACCCUGAGCAGCAAACAACGCCGCCAAGCUCUUCGACUAACGCAAGGUCCACGAUCUCGAGCCUCGCUGGCGGCACCGGUUUCGCACACCUCGCUCCAGAACAAUCACCUAGGGCUGGGUGGAACCUAUUCCGGAGCCAUCGAGGAUUGGCUCAUGUCCCGGCAUCACAAAACAUCCGUCAAUCAUCACCAUUUGCACUUUUUGCAUUCGGAUUCGGUUCCGGAUUUGAGUACUAUUAAUGAGAAUGGUUUGACCAGUGGAAUGUUGACAAAUCAUUCCACCCCUAAGAAGGUUCCCAAUGCCCGUCAUAAUCUUUCCGGAAGUUCUACCAAUGGUUAUAAUAGCCACAAUGGAUCAUUCUGCAAUGGAUUCCCUUACUCACCGUUGAAGAAACUGUCCGAUAACUUCAUCAAUGGGAACAGUACCUACAUCAUCAAUGAUGAGGAUGAAGAAGUAGAGCUACGACGAGGUGGACGUUAUAGGGAUAAUGAUGAUCUUUACCGACGUCCGCUGGGUCCAGGAAAUAAUGAUAACAACAGACAUUCUUUACUAACGGAUCUAGACUUUUCCGCUUGUGACAGUGGCCUCGAUACGCCUCCUUCAACUCAUCGUCCGUCCAGCUGCCGCGAUAAUAUGUAUCUGAUUGCGGCCUACAAUCAUCACAACCAAAGCAUCAACUCCAGGGAUAAGACCACCGAUACCGGUAUCAGCUCAUCGCGGGGAACGUUGGUAUCGCCGGCCAACAGCAUUCGCCACGGCUAUGUCAAUGGAGGCAGCAACAACAAUAACAACAUGAAUAGCUACGGAUCUAGAUACAGCGUUCAAGAACAGAAAAUUUUGCGUUCAAGAAAUCAUCCACUAGAGGAAAACAAAAACUCACUUCGCUCAAUCCGUGCAGAAUUCUUCGAACAGAACAAAUACAACAACAAUCACAUGGUCAAUGGACAUCACAAUCACAACGUGCAUCACCAAGCGUCAACCGGAAUCGGAAGCAAUGGAAAUAUUCAUCAACUGCAUCAUCAGCUGCACCAACAGCAGCAGCAACUGCACAAUGGUCUGAACAACAAUGUGAACAACGGAAACGGUGGACAUCACCACCAUCAUCAGCUAUCGCAGCAGCAACAACAACAACAACAAGGGCUACACCAACAUCACCACAACCACCAUCAACAACAGCAGCAGAUGCAACAGCAACAGAUGCAGAAUCAGUAUCACCAUCAUCAUUACGCCAAUGGGAAUGGCAACAGUAGCACCAGUAUCAACGCAAUCGGAAGUAAUUCCGGAAGUGGAAAUGGAACGGCUGCAAUGCGUGAUCGCUACCAGCAUCCGGCACUGACGGCCAUCAUCAACGAUACCCAGGGAAUGAAGUUCAGAGAUCGUUCCUAUUCGGAUUGCCAACAGAUGCCUCGCCGCCAGCAGUGGACAACAAACACGCCUAGUCCCAAAAGGAUUCCUUACCUUGGAACGCCACCAACUCGAGUUUAACGGAACCAAUCCAGAGUGGGGCUUUCGAACUCCAACGGUUUUGCCUCGUCCAGAUGAAUAUUUUAAAAAUUGUAAACUUGAGCUAAUUUCACUGUACACUUUUUCUCCGAAGCAGCGGAAAGUAGUAGGUAUAUGCGUGAUAGUAAAACUAAACAUGUGGUGAUGAUCUAGGCGGAAUGGAGCUUAACAUUUGAAGAACAAAAAUCAAAAUUGUCCACAAAAUGUCUGUAGAUGUAGAAUGAUUUCUCCCUUUGAACUAAAUUAUGUAGCGGUAUUUAUGCGAAAA
Uranotaenia lowii is the source of this 3314-nucleotide messenger RNA. RefSeq lists its product as uncharacterized. Gene Ontology annotation, biological process: actin cytoskeleton organization. Bases 986 to 3028 code for a protein of 680 amino acids. NCBI's taxonomy places the organism in Eukaryota, Metazoa, Arthropoda, Insecta, Diptera, Culicidae. The transcript has 9 exons. The record is from RefSeq and is a predicted model, not a curated record. Gene Ontology annotation, cellular component: plasma membrane.